Messenger RNA from Phytophthora nicotianae INRA-310, 1494 nucleotides. RefSeq lists its product as hypothetical. Lineage: Eukaryota; Oomycota; Peronosporomycetes; Peronosporales; Peronosporaceae. The record is from RefSeq and is a predicted model, not a curated record. The coding region runs from base 27 to 965 and encodes 312 amino acids. The transcript has 2 exons.
AUUUAACAAUCCCUUCAUUUUUCGUUAUGAGCUUCCUACUCGACGACGAAGAUGCUACCUUUAAGGCCGCGUUGUCCUUCGUGGACGACUUCAUGUUCGACGAAGAUAAUACUGUAGACUUGCUGGAUAAUAAGCAACUCCGGGAGGAUGGCGAGGCAACGCAUCAGUGCUCCGAGUUCGUGCUGGACGCGGAUGAACGCAAGCGGAGGCGUCGAGUGCAGCUGAACAGGAGGAAGAGAUUGUUGCGUAAAGCGGGCAUUUACGCCGAUCCGAAUCGAGCGCGCAACGAGCGCAAGCAGGAAAUGAUUCGCUUGCGUACUCAGCUCGAGAGGCUUCAAUUGGAUGCUCAGGUGUUACGAAGCCGAGAAACUAAAAGACCACAGAAUGCUACAACUUCACAAAACUUGGCGAGCUUGUCGUCGAAGAUUCCUGCUGUGUGGCAGGAGCUAGCCACACGGCAGAGGCGCCGUCGCGAAAAGGCAGAGCGAGAGAAUAUCCGCUUGAAACUUGCUGUGGAACGUCAACAACAACUAGCGCUAAGCCUUGGCGAAUUGGUGCAACGACGAGCACUAAAAGUGACGCAGGAAUGCGCAGUUUUGACGAAACAGUCAUACUUAACGCAUCAUGUCGUGAACGUACUGAAUAUUGAUGGCGACAUGGAAGAUUUCCGCGUCCUCUUCCGACAUCUUGAGAUUGCAUAUCGGGGUUUGGACGCGGUUUUUGCCACCAACGGACUUGCAAAUUUGGAGAUUUCUCCUGGUGACGUGCACUUGCGGGAAGGCUUUGGUGGGAGGUUGCUAGAGUGCUUUAGUCACAAGACGCUGCCAUUCGAGUGGCGUGCAACAACUGAGGCGACAUGGGAGCACUUUAAAGGCAUUGAGAAGCAUUUCGGGAAUGGGAGUCUCUACACAAAGGCAGCGAAGGUGAAUUUAAAUCCUUUACACCGAUUCAACCGUACACUGUAGAUUUGCUAAGUUUCGGGUAAAUUGUUGAACAGGACCUGGACGAGCCAUACCGGUACACGAUCGUCGAGAACUUCACGAAGGAGUUGCAUUCCAACAAUUCUCGUGCUGAUAUCACGGUAAAGCAAGUGGUGCGGCGCUAUGUGGAACGAGACCGCAAUAUCAUUAUCUGGGUAUCGUUCGUAGCACCUGCACAGAUCAAACACAAGAUGCUUCGCGGGUUAGCCUAUAAUCUACGAGGCUACGCAGUCACCAAGCGCUCGCCCCAGGUGAGACCCGGGCAGGAGCUGUCGGUGCUUCAGCAGUGCUCGCUUAUUUCUCUUAACCAAGAUGUCGACGCGAGGUGCCAACCGAGUAAUCUCCAAAAGCUCGCCAACUUCCUGAUAGUGAACACAGCUCAGAACAUUCGAGCGCAUCGCGAGCGCAUCGAAAAUGCGUUGGUCGAUCAAGCCGUAGCCCGUCGAAUGGAAUAAAUAAAUAGGCCUGCCUCAAAGUUUAGCGCUGCCCGGCUCAAAAAAUUUAGCGUCACAUA